AUGGCAGUCCGUCUCGAAGAGCUCAAAACAAUCAGAGAAAAAGAGCGCAAAGAAGAAGUAAACUCCAAAAUGAUGCAAAGGUGGAAAGAAAGCGCUGAUGAAUUGAGGACUCAGGACUCCCAGCUCACCGCUAUGAGGUGCAAAAUCGAACAAGAACACCAAAUGUGGGAAAAAGAACAAAGGGAAAAACAGCUGAGAGAAGAAAACGCGAUUUAUGAUGAGCUCUGGAUGAGAGAAAAAAUAAAAAAAGACCAAAAAGAGCUUGAAGAGCUAGAAAAAAAAGAAGAGCUAAAUAGACAAAGGCUGGCCUAUUUAAACCAACAGCUAGCAAUGAGAGAACAGAACAGGAAAAACCAGUCCCAAAAAGACAGGGAUGAAAAAAAGAUGCUGAACGACGAAUGGGAAAAAGAAAAGCAAAAUGAAAUCGCUCUGCAGAGAGAAAGAGAACGAUUUAUGAGGGACAGAAAUUUAGAAAUCAUCCAGCAUAAUGAGCUUACCAAACAGAUCAAAAAAGAUGAAGAAUUGAGAGAAAAAGAACUCGAUAAAAUGCUUAUUGCACAGAUUGUACAAAAAGAAAGAGAUCAGCUAGAAUUUGAAGCACAAGAAAGAAGGAGACAUAGAGAAGAAGCCAAAGAGCUGCAGUCCCAUUAUAAGUUAAGAGGACAAGAAGAUGCAGAAUUAGAUAGGAGGAUUGAAGAAUAUGCUAAUAUGGAAAGCCAACAACAAUGGGAAGAACAAGAAAGAAUAUGGAGAGAAAGAGAAGAAGCCAGAAUUAAGCUACUUGAAGAAGUCUAUAAUAAUAGAGCUGAUGCCAUUUAUGAGAGAAAAAGGAAAGAAGAAGAGGAAAACCAGAGGGAGAUCGAAGAAAAAGAAAGAAUCGCCCGAGAAGUCGCCAAAGCUGAAGAAAUUGAACAAAUGCGCAAGACUGCUUUAAGAAUGACCAAAGUCAAUCACCAAGACAACUUGAAGUGGCAAAUUGACGAAAAGAACGAAAGAAAGAAAAAAGAACUGCAAGAAGAAAUGUACGAACAAAGAGCAGCAAAGCUAGCAGAAAUCCAGUAUAAGAAAAUGAUUGAAGAAGAGAAAAAGAGAGGAAUGCAGCUUUUAGAUGAGCUCAGAGCCAAAAGGCCUUUUUAA
Messenger RNA from Blepharisma stoltei, 1137 nucleotides. The record is from the annotation of a GenBank genome assembly. Lineage: Eukaryota; Ciliophora; Heterotrichea; Heterotrichida; Blepharismidae.